GGUGAGUCGUCGCCGCCGCUGUUCGCUCGGCUCCCUGCUCUGCGCCGGGAGGAAAAGCGGCCGUCGGAUUAUCGAGCUCCGCGACGCAGUUAGCUCGCCGGCUAACGAGGGUCAGCGGGCGGACAGAGAGAGAGAGAGGGAGGGAGAGAGGGAGAGAGAGGAGCCAUGAGAAGCCGCCGGAGCCACUGAAAGUGACCUCGUGGACUUUCGUGAGCGGCAUCACACGAGCGAGGGGAGGUUCGCGGAUCAUGCCGCCGCCGUCGUCGUCGUCGCUGCCGCCGCCGCCGCCAGCGGGGACUUGUCUCUAGUGUCUCCACUCGGGAAGGGCUGGAGCUUCGAGGGAGCUAGCGAGGCUACCAACUAGUUCUAAUUGGCUUUCGGGCUCAAUGGCUCUCGCCCGUUCCUCCCCGGCAUAAGCGACGGCUCCGGGGGAAAGUUGAGGAAAGAAAAAGAAAAAAGGAAGGAAAGUGUGGGAGAGGGAGAGGGAGCCCCCCCCCCUCAGUGAACUUCAUGAGCAGCCGAAACCCCCGGGGCUCGGACGCGUUACUUCGGAAGACGAGACCCGCGAAGGAGCCGAAAAUGAAGAAGCAGUUCAAUCGGAUGAAGCAGCUCGCGAAUCAGACAGUCGGCAGAGCGGAGAAAACAGAAGUCCUCAGCGAUGACCUCCUACAGAUCGAACGACGCAUGGAGUUGGUGCGUGUGGUGUCCCACAACACACACAAGAGGAUGGUGCCGUGUCUACAAGGACACAUUGGUGCAGACGCAGAGAAGAGACAUUCCGUACCGCGCCUCUAUACAGGAAAUGGUCAGAAAAAGCUUCCUCUGACUUCUCUGUCACAAGCGAUGGUGGAAGGCGGAAACCAGCUGGGAGAAGAGUCUUUGAUAGGCAAGAUGAUGGAAGUGUGCGGCGAGGCAGAGAACCGCCUGGCGUCAGAACUGAUGCAACACGAGCUGCAGAUAGAGAAGGAUGUCCUGGAUCCGCUCAGCCAGCUAGCAGAGGUGGACAUCCCCAACAUCCUGAAGCAGAGGAAACAGCUGGCCAAGUUAGUGCUGGACUACGAUUCUGCCAGAGCAAGAUGGUUGCAGGCAACCAAGUCAAUAAUCUCAGGAACAAAUACACAAGCACUGACGGCCAAAGCUGACCUACUCAAGGAGGAGAUGGAUGAGGCCAUGAACAAAGUGGAGCUUUGCAAGGAUCAACUCGCCGCCGACAUGUACAGUUUCUUCUCUAAGGAAGGCGACUAUGCCCGCUACUUCGUUACGCUCUUAGAAGCUCAAGCCGAUUACCACAGGAAGUCUCUCACUCUUCUGGAGAGCGUCUUGCCCACCAUCCAGGCUCAGCAAGACUCGUGGACCGAGAAGCCUGCGUUUGGCACGGGGCUGGACGAACACCUGAAGAGGAGCGGGAGGGAGAUCGCUCUGCCGUUAGAGGCCUGCGUGAUGAUGCUUCUGGAGACUGGCAUGAAGGAAGAGGGGCUAUUCAGAAUCGCAGCAGGGGCAUCCAAGCUAAAGAAGCUGAAGGCGGCACUGGACUGUUCCACUUCACAACUGGAGGAGUUCUACUCCGACCCCCACGCUGUGGCUGGGGCACUGAAGUCCUACCUGAGGGAGCUCCCAGAACCUCUAAUGACCCACCAGCUUUAUGAUGAAUGGAACCAGGCAUCCAGCGUGUCAGACCCAGACAAGCGGCUCCAGGCACUCUGGGUCGUAUGCGAUAAACUUCCAAAGAACAACAAAAGCAACCUGAGGUAUCUGGUGAAGUUUUUAGCCAAACUUGCUCUGGACAGCGAGGUGAACAAAAUGAAUCCCAGCAACAUCGCGAUUGUCCUGGGACCCAAUCUGCUUUGGGCCAAGACUGAGGGGAGUCUGGCUGAGAUGGCCGCAGCUACUUCUGUGCACGUGGUGGCCAUCAUAGAGCCCAUCAUCCAGCACGCAGACUGGUUCUUUCCCGAGGACGUGGAUUUUAACGUGUCCGGCAUGUUUGCGAUGCCCGUGCCCGCGUCCAACCACAACAAUCACCUCGAUUACGACUGUGGCACCAUUGAGAGGAAGAGGCCUGGCAGCAUGAUGGGACCGGAGAACGAUGCAACGCGCAAAGACAACACCCCUAACAAGCACUCGGACCACACCCUACGUAGAGGCAGUAACACCUUAGGUAGAAAGCAGCACACUUCACCUGCCUUCCAGCCUCCUUUACCCCCUGUGGAGGCUCCAGGGCCGGGGCACGGGGCCGGGCAGCUGCCCCAGCCCCCGACUGAGCCCCAGCCCCAGCCACAAGCCCCUCCUCCGGGGGGUUCAGGGCCUGAUGCGGGCCAGCAUAGCUUGGCGCAGGGUUUGGCUGCUCUCGCAGCUGCCCAGCAGCUUCUAGCCCAGCACACAGAGGAGCUCAGCAACCCAAGGCUACGUGACUCCACACCUACCCCGACCCCUCUGCUUCAGAGGAAUGGCUCCGGAGGAGGGGGCCAGGCUGCAGGACAGCUGGGCGCCGGGACUACCGGGGGCGGAUCCAUGGGACCCAGUCCUCAUAUGAUGCGCAGAGGUACCAAGAAGCAGGCUCCGGCCCCUCCCAAACCGACCAACCCUCCCCCCAGCCAGCCCUGCAACUCGUCGAACCACGCUUCCUCCUUGUCUGGGUCGUCCCAGUCCCUCAGCCUCGCUCCCAAGCCCCUGUCCAGCCACUCGCCCAGCUCGCCCACCUCUCCCACCCCCCAGCCGUGCGCCACACCCAGACGCCACUCCAGCAACCAGCCGCCGAUCCAGGCGCCCAGCCAUCCGCCCCCCGAGCCCCCGACGCAGGCCAGUCCCCCAACGGCGCUCGCGUCGCUCGGCCACUCCGGCGGGGACCAGCAGAGCGCGGACCUCUCGCCCCCGGGCACCCCGACCCCUCCAGACACCCCGCCGCCCUCCGCCGCCACCCAGGAUGCAGUCGCUCCUCCGUCCCUGUCUCCCUAUCAGUCGGGCUCUCUCCCCCGGCCGCGGCCUGUCCCCAAACCCCGGAACAGGCCCAGCAUCCCACCGCCACCCCAACCCGCCCCGCUGGCCAGUGACACGAAUGGGAUCUGUGCUUACAAGAUGAUGGAGCCGGCCGCAUCUUUCAAAGGGCCGAGUCGAGCUUCGGUCCCUGAGCUCGCUGUAGACCAGCAGCCAGCGACUGCCCCCUCCUCCUCCUCCUCCUCCACCUUUUCGUCCUCCAACUCCUGCCUGCCUCCUCCCAAAGACUGUGACCUGGACACUGAGAGCACUGUCCUAUAAGGAGAAGACAGUGACCCAACGCACCUCCUCUCAUCACGCACACACACACACACACACACACACACACACACACACACACACACACACACACACACACACACACACACACACACACACACACACACACACGUCAUCUUUUCAUUUCUGUCCCAGCUCACAUGUGCUGCUUCGGUCUCAGACUCCGCGACCUCUGCUGUCGUCCAGAGACAGUGACACAACAACUCUCCUUCUGGCGGCCAUGAUGGACGUCACGCUCGGUCCUGGUAGAUAAUGGCUGGUAGUGACGGACAGCAGAUUUUGUUUGUGCGGCUGCUGCAGCAGAACCGAGUGAACACGGUUAAUGUCGUCACAUCUGACGGUUUGUGUGUUGAACGAUCUGAUCAUUGACAAUUUGUCGUGAGCAAGUUCGAUGUAGCUGAAUUGUAGUAACAUCACAUACUGUUCAAAUUACUGAUGCAGAUGAGUUGGAAUCCCAAAACCCCAUAUUCGCUUCAAGUUAUCGUUAUUUUCUACAUGAUGUAACUUCUAAUAUAUUAUUGUAAGAGCUGAAAGUCAAUGAAUAGUCCUCUUUAAUCAAAAUGCCAAAAUAAACUGGUUCCAGCUUCUCAAAUGUUAAUAUUAGCUUCUUCUUUUUCUGUUAUUCUUGAUUGAAACAAUAUCUUUUGCUUGGACAGAACAAGCAACCUGAAAAUCUAAAAAAUUAGGUUUUGGGAAACUAUUAUUGAUAUCUUUUUUUUUACUAUUUUGGAUCUUUCAUAGACCAAAAGAUUAAGAGAGAAAAUAAUCCAUAACGAAAAUAAUUGUUUGUUAGUCUCAACCUCAGUCAACUGUCCUCUACUCACAGUUUCUUUAUGCAUUUAUCAGCCAUUAUUUACUCAGUCCUCUUGACCUCCAUGAAAGUGCCACGUGUGGUUGCGAGGAGACUUGUGACACACAAACACACACACACCGCCACCUCCACCUGUCUAUACUGCGCUCCCUGCAGAACAAGCUCCAGACAAUCAGCGACAAAACAGCAGAGCGCAAGCAUCGAAGAAGCAGAUUGACCGGCGGUAACGCCGUUGGACAACUGUGAACCCACGAUGCGCAGCAGCAGUAUGAAGCGUGGGCCACCGACUGGACAAGGAGGAGGCGCGUUUUGAGGUGGUCACGGGGAAAGCAGCAACAUGGACUGACCGGCCCCAUUUGGAAUUUGGUGUGAGGUGUUUUCUUUUCUUUCUUUUUUUUUGCAUUUUGUACUGUUGAAAAAUGGCCUUAGAUGAAGAUUUGAAUGAAAAAAAGAAUGAGGGAUUUCUAUUGCGUGGGUGUGGGGGGACUGGGGGGGGAUCGGCGAUGAAGUAGAAGCCAAAACUGUUUGUUAAUGUGUAGCUGGUGACUGCAGGUUUCCAGUCGUCUCAAACACUUGAUUUCCUCCCUUCAUUUUUUGUAUGGAAACCCCCCCCCACACCCCCGACUCAUGUAUUUAUUUACCAAGUUGAAAAUACACACAUUCCCUGUGGCUUGACGUAAUGAAUUCAGUCUUAAAAUGUAAAUCAUGCCUUAUCGGUUCCUCCCAGAACCACGUAACGAGCAUUAUAUAUAUAUAUAUAUAUAUAUAUAAUUUACUGUACGGAGGAUGUACUUCUGCUCCCAGCUCUACAGUAUUUCUGAGGAGCUGCCGUUUCGGCAGCAGUUAACGUUUCAGGGAUGUGAGGAAGGGGAUUGGACUCUCCGCCGUGUGUGUGUGUGUGUGUGUGUGUGUGUGUGUGUGUGUGUGUGUGUGUGUGUGUGUGUGUGUGUGUGUGUGUGUGUGUGUGUGUGUGUGUGUGUGUGUGUGUGUGUGUGUGUGUGUGUGUGUGUGUGUGUGUGUGUGUGUGUGUGUGUGUGUGUGUGUGUGUGUUUCUCCAUCGUCGUUCCACGGGAGUUGUGUAUUUAAAUGUGUUGAAUUGCGUUGGGUUUCCUGAGGCAGAAGUAGCAGGGUGAACUCUCGGCCUGAACGGAGUCAGUAUUUAGCCUUACUGUCGUUUCCAUCUGGGACUUCGCACACACACCGGGCGACGGUGUGUGUGUGUGUGAGUGAAUGUAGCCUCUUGAUCCUGAACAGAAAGUCGCAUAAACAGCUGAUAUUGCACUUGAGCGCAGGCCAAUGAGAGUUGGUUUCCUAGUUUAGGGGAUUUUUUUCUUCUUCUUCCAUUCUAUCCCACUGAGCUGAGAGCACGCAGCCUCAGUAGUGAUGUGGUGGUAGAUUCUGGCCAGGUCAAAAAUAUGAAUAAAAAAUGGCUUUGUCGUAUAUCUGUGUAUGCUUUGCUUUUUUUUUGUUUUUUUGUUUUUGUUUUUUUUAAAGGCCUCAGAUAUAAUGCAGAGUUUGCUUCCCAGAGAACGGACUCAACAUGGUACCAAUGGAGAGAGAGUCUCAGAUGCUGCAGUCGCCCUGAAAAACGAGUCGUGUCUUCCAGGGACAAGCGAGUGUGACUAUCCCCUCCUCACCCCUCUUCGCCCUCUGUAUCUCGCUGCCUUAUCCCCCCGAGCACCAAGAGGGCUUCGCCUCUCGAGGCUCUUCACGCCAUCAGACUGAGAAAGGAUCAUGCUGCGUUUUUUUUAAAGCUCUAUAGUUUUGUAUGUUUGCCAUCUGGUCAGCUUCAAUGUGGAAUGAAACCAUGUAAAACGGACGCUUGGUUAUAUCCCCUUUCCAAAGAAAUAAAGUAUAUGAAGAAUCUA
Molecule: messenger RNA, 5949 nt
Organism: Scophthalmus maximus (turbot)
Lineage: Eukaryota; Metazoa; Chordata; Actinopteri; Pleuronectiformes; Scophthalmidae
Gene: arhgap17a
Product: Rho GTPase activating protein 17a
Exons: 21
Coding region: 511-3252 (913 amino acids)
Biological process (GO): regulation of Rac protein signal transduction; signal transduction; positive regulation of GTPase activity
Cellular component (GO): cytosol; cytoplasm; intracellular anatomical structure
Molecular function (GO): protein binding; GTPase activator activity
Source: RefSeq, a predicted model, not a curated record